Messenger RNA from Lolium perenne, 2251 nucleotides. Its product is annotated as arginine-specific demethylase JMJ20. The record is from RefSeq and is a predicted model, not a curated record. Gene Ontology annotation, molecular function: sequence-specific DNA binding; 2-oxoglutarate-dependent dioxygenase activity. Gene Ontology annotation, cellular component: nucleus; cytoplasm. NCBI's taxonomy places the organism in Eukaryota, Viridiplantae, Streptophyta, Magnoliopsida, Poales, Poaceae. Gene Ontology annotation, biological process: positive regulation of translational termination; protein hydroxylation.
AUUUUUUCCGACAUCAAUGUAGUUAUGAUUCAAAAAAUUCGCCCCCCCCCCACGCCCAACCAAAUCCUGGCUCCGCCGCUGGUCUCCGACCCGCCACCUGAGCGAAAGAGCGGCGGAACUCAGACUAGCACUUCUUGCUGGACCACAUGGACGGCGGCGGCGCCGGCAGCAGAGUGAAGGUGGUCGGGCAGGUGGAGCGGGUGGACGGGCGGUCGCUGACCUACCCCGAGUUCGUCGACCGCUUCAUGAAGCCUAACCUCCCCGUCGUCCUCACGGGCCUCACCUCCUCCUCGCGAUCCUGUGAGGACUGGACGCUCGCCGGCACAGACGGUCGCCGCCGCCCCAACCUCGAUUUCUUCGCGCAAAACUUCCCCUCCCCUCUUGUUCAGGUUGCUGAUUGUUCCUCCAGAGAGUUCACGGACCAUAAGCGGCUAGAGAUGUCCAUGCAGGAAUUCAUAGACAUUUCGGUUAGGAAUUCCUCUUGUUCAAGCAAUGGUGACUGUGAAGCUUCCCUGCUUUACCUGAAGGAUUGGCAUUUUGUUAAGGAGUAUCCUGAUUAUGUUGCAUACACCACACCUACGUUCUUCCUCGAUGAUUGGCUCAACAUGUAUCUUGACAGUCAUCCCAUGCAUAGAGAUCCUGACAUCGCCAAUCAUAAAAAUGAAAUAAAUUGUGCUGACUAUCGAUUUGUUUACAUGGGAGCAAAAGGAACUUGGACUCCUCUUCAUGCUGAUGUUUUUAGGUCAUACAGCUGGUCAGCAAAUGUGUGUGGGAGAAAACUAUGGCUCUUUCUUGAACCUUCACAAAGUCAUCUGAUCUUUGAUAGGAACCUACGAUCACCGGUUUAUGACAUAAAUGAUGAUGUUUCUGAAAAGCAGUUUCCUGACUUCAAUAAGGCUGAAUGGAUAGAGUGCAUCCAAGAGCAGAAUGAAAUAAUUUUUGUGCCCAGUGGGUGGUACCACCAAGUCCAUAAUCUGGAGGAUACUAUAUCUAUCAACCAUAAUUGGUUCAAUGCCUACAACCUUCAUUGGGUGUGGAACUUGCUUCACGAAGACUACAAAGUUGCAAAAGAGUAUAUUGAAGACAUCCGUGAUAUAUGUGAUGAUUUUGAGGGGCUUUGUCAACGCAACUUGGCAGCAAAUACAGGCAUGAACUUCUAUGAUUUCUUCAUUUUUAUAACACGGUUUGUUUUAGCCAAUGUAAUUGAGCUAUACCAUAUUCGAGAGCCUGAGGAUGCUAAAUUCAAUUCAACAGAAACCACUCACCCAUUUGUGUAUAACCUCAUGCAAAUUCGGGAUGUUGCAUCUAAGAUGAUAUCUAAAGAGGCUUUCAGUACCAAGAAUCUUUGUAUCAUCUCGGAAGAAAACCGGAGUGCUAUGUCAGAUGUUACAAAAAUAUUAAAAGAUGAUAGUUUCAGAAGGCUAUGGAUGUCACUGUCCGAGGCAUAUGCAUACAUUGGCAGGGGGCAAAGAAGUUUUGACCAAAUGAGGGAUUUAAAUCAGAAAGGCUGUUUGUCAGUGGCCUGCUUGAAAUCUGAUUGUAAUGUUGUUGAUGACAUUACUUUCUUGAUGCUUGAAAUUCAUGGACCUGGGGACCUGGUGAGGCUAAUUGAUGCUGCUCUACGCAAGUAAUAGUUAUAAGCGCAUAACCGAUGUGUAAACUUGCAUGUGCUAAUCCUGAUUCCCAAGGUAGCCAUUGGAUUUUCAUAGCCAGGACAUUUUGAGAGGACAGCUAUGCUAGGCGGCAGAGCAUCCCCAUUGGUUGAUUGGUGUUAUAACCUUCCAACGUUGAAUGUUCUUAUUUAUUGUGCAUAAAGAUAAGCUCAAAAGAUUGUACCAUUUGAUAGCAAACCGUACUGUGGGUAUCUUUCAUGAUGAACAAGCUGUUACUUGAGGAUCUAAUUUGGAUGGGCAAAAGUCACAAUGCUAAAUCAUUCUGAUGUUGGACACUCUUAAACCAGUUAUUGAUUCUAAUGGCAAGUACACCAGGAAAAGGUACCAUUUUUUCAUCACGGUUGGUAUGAGGGUUUUUUGUUUGUUUGCAUUGCUUUCCUUUUUUAUACUUCUAGAAAUAUGUGGAAGUUCUGGAUGGAGUAGCAAAGGUUUUACCCAGUGUUUGUUAUGUUUUGAAGAAUAAUCCCAUGAGCAGUUCUGUGUGUACGUUAUGUUUCAUUGUUUCAUAUGGCCAACAGUUCUAUUGUAGGUCGGUUUGACUCUAUUGUGUAAUAAGUGGUCAAUUCCAAAUUUGUUUA